GCAGCUAUCAAGAUUUGCUCUCAGGAUUUCUCGAGAUUCAACAUGGACAAGUUUUCGGUACUCCUAUUUUUCGCUACCUUCGCUCUUUUCGCACCAGCGGAGGGCGUAAUACAGUUUGGAAAAGGAACAUUCACUAUCCUAGCUCAAAACGACUUUUCUUGCAAGCCAUUUGGUUUUGCAAACUCUUAUACUAGCGCCCAACUACCUGAGAUCCAUGUUCAAACAGCCAUCUUAGCCGAUGAUAAUGAAUAUACAUACGAGGCGACUGUAAGCUGGGUCGAGAAGAUUACCGAGAAUGGAUUUAUGGCAUGUGUAGAGACGGCCGGACCUGUCCCAGUCUCUCGUGUGAUCAAACUCCAAUGGAUGACAUACGCGGGCUCACCAGGAACUGGACUUGCUGGAAAAUCUGACGUGCCUCUCUUUACUUCUGGUACCGAAUGCGUGGAUGUUGACUUUACUGGAAAGUCUUUCCCCUCUGCACCAUACGUGUACGUGACCGCCAUCCACAAGACGAGCUUCGAGAACAGCCAUGAUGCAAUGAGUGUAUGGGCUGAAGGCGCCACCCAGUAUUCAUUCAAAGCUUGUCUUCGAGAGUUGAAGAAUUUUGAUGGCGUUCACGAGUCGAUUGCAGUGGACUGGCUAGCCUUGGAAGGGAUUCCAAACGGAUGGUCUAUACCCAUUGGAAAAUCAGUAACCAUGCCUAAUUCAGCUGCAUUGACCAGCGCUACCCACUAUAGUUUCUGUCAGGAUAUAACGUUUGAUGAUGGUUUCUACGCCACGCCUGUUAUGAUCACAACCGCUCUUCACAACACAGACAGUAAUAACCCAAAAGCUAUCCUACCAGACAACAAUGCUAUAACUGAAUGGAUCGAAGGUGUAACUGUCAGUGGCUUCACCGUCUGCAUGAAGGACAUCCAACCUUUCGAUGGCCAUCAUGAUGCUGUUAACAUCGAGUACCUAGCCAUUGGAGAUCUUGAUCCAUGUAUCGGUGUAAGUUGUGAUUUCUAUGCUAAAUGCAAAGCCUUUGGACCUAAAGAUGCCCGAUGUAUCUGCCCAGAAAAUUGCGACGACUUUGAAGACCAGAAAUGUGGUGACGAUGGUGUGACCUACCAAAAUCAGUGCAAGCUAGAGCAAGCUAUGUGCAACCAGCGAAAAAUUAUUACUGUAGUGCACGAAGGACCCUGCUUUCCUUUCAUUCUACAUCGUGGACGCGUCCGCCUCACACUGGAUACUACUGAUGUCCAGUGUAGGACCAUCGCCUACACCACACAGAACUUCCUUCCAAACUAUAAAGUCCACGUACAGGCGAGUGUCAACUACUUCAGCUCCGGUGCUAACGCAAGCUUUAUUCAUGAUGCUGCUGUUGUCUGGACCGAGGAAAUAAAUAUCAGUAACUUUACUGUGUGCGCGCUUAAGGCUGGCAGAAAUGACCGGGAUACACCCGACAAUGGAGACACUUUUGUUGACUUUAUUGCAUACCAAGGGUCUCCUGCUGGCGCUGUUGCUGGUGAGGAAACGCUGAACAACUGGUGGGAUGGAACGACCUGCACAGCUGUUAGCCUUCCUUCAAACAAGUUUACUUCGAAUCCUUACGUUGUGGUGUCGGCGCUACAUGGAGUCCUAGACCGGAAGCACGACGCAGCUACCGCAUGGGUUGAAGACAUCACGACCUCGUCGUUCAAGAUUUGUCUUCGUGAACUGCAAAACUUUGGACUCCAUAAGGACAUAAAAGUGGACUGGUUUGCAUACGACACUCUUCCAUCCACUCUGUCAUCAGAAAGACACAAGUUGUCCUUCAAAAACGAUUAUCUUCCUCUUGCUAGCGAUAAUCAUGCCUUCUGUAAGAUGAUGACUUUCGACAAGCAGUUUGCUAACGGUCCUCCUACAGUCAUCGUUACUCCUACAGUCAUCGUUACUCCUGGUCACAACACAGGCGUUGGAGCAAUGAUGCCAGACUACAACAGCAUCGCUGCCUGGGUCGAGCAUAUCGGAACUUCUUCUGCCCGUGUGUGUGUGAAGGAACUGCACAGCCCUAACGGCUAUGACCCUGUAGAGCUCUCAUCUCUCAUAAUUGGUACUUAGAUUAAAUACUCAAGUGGUAGAAGGAUCUGAGCUUCAAGAUGGACAAGACGGAUUUAGAAUUAUAAUAUAAAGUAUUUAACACAGAUAAUAAUAUGGAAAAGUUUAUAUUGUAGAACUAUAAUAAGAUUGAUUAUAAAAUAAAAUAUUUUACAAGCA
Molecule: messenger RNA, 2238 nt
Organism: Actinia tenebrosa (Australian red waratah sea anemone)
Lineage: Eukaryota; Metazoa; Cnidaria; Anthozoa; Actiniaria; Actiniidae
Biological process (GO): cell differentiation; multicellular organism development
Cellular component (GO): extracellular region
Molecular function (GO): protein binding
Source: RefSeq, a predicted model, not a curated record